UCCAAAUCCACUGGAGCAACAACUGAACAGGGAAACAAGACAGAACAUUCUGGAGCUACAACUCUAACCAGACUAAAAAGCUUAAUGAUCACAGCUGGAGGGAAAAAGAAUAUUCAGCCAUUUAAGGACCAUAAAACGAUUCUUUUUAUCACAGCAAGACUAUCGUAAACUGUGACUGAAGCCAUAUGGAUUGAAGUUUUUUUCCUUUGGCUCAUUUUCAGUGUGGAAGUGGGUUGCCGGACAGCUUCAGAAAUAAAGGUGUCAUUGUCACUGACAAGGCAAUAUAGACACAGAAAUAGUGAAGUUGUUACUGUAGCAGUAAUUUCAGUGCUGAGUUGUUGACAGACAUGUUAGUAAUGUCAGACAGAGUGCUUCCUGUCCUUCUCCUAUCUCUGUCUCUGACUGUGGGUUCCGUCCAGAGCCAGGGUUCUUCCCAGGAUGCCUUCAUAAUCCAGUACCUGGAGAGGAGACUGGCUCAGAUUGAGGAGCGUCUGAAUCAGUGUGAGCAAAACACAGUGAGCAUCACCCAGAAGACCUAUGACCUCUCUUCAGAAAUAAGGGGUUAUCUGUCCACUCUUAGUGUUGUGAGAUCAGAGGUGAAGAGCCAGGUGGACACUGUGUCUGUGCGAGUAGACCGAGUGGAGAGAGAGUUGGAAUAUCUUGAAAACAAGAUUCCAACUCAGUCUGAAAUUGAGAUGGAGGAGGCGCUGCUGGAACAACAGAUAAAGGCUGCAGAACUGGAUCAGCUGAAGAAGAAAGCCAAGAUCAAAGUAGAGAAAGACUGCAGCACAGCCCUGAGUCAAAUCAAGUCUCUAAAGAUUGUGAAGAAGGCAGGAGACACCUAUGGUUCCUGGUUCAAGGACCCCUCUGCAGGAUCGGCCAAGGUCUACCUGCUCAGUGGAAUUCGUAACGACACUGUGCUGGAGUAUGAUUCUCUGCAAAGCUUCACAGAGAGGACCGCCACUCCACCAGCUAAAGUUGUGCAGCUGCCUUUCCACUGGCAGGGGACAGGUCAUGUGGUCUUCAAUGGAUUCCUUUACUGCCACAAGGCAGACACACCCAACCAGAUACUGAAGGUAGACCUGUUGAAUGGUACAGUGGUGGACAGUACACUGCUUCCAGGAGCAGGGCGUCUACCAGUCUACAGCUUGAACCCUAACACCUACCUGGACCUGGCUGUGGAUGAACUUGGUCUCUGGGUCAUCCAUGCUGACGCUGAGUAUGGAGGAAACUUGGUCAUUACCAAACUGGAUAAAGGAACUUUGGCAGUAGAUUAUACCUGGGAUACACAAUGCAGAAGCCGUGACGCUGAAGGAGCCUUCCUAAUAUGUGGAACCCUCUACGUGGUCUACAACACACGAUAUGGAGGACGCUCCACCAUACAGUGUCUCUACGACAUCCAUGACACCAUCCACAGUGAUGAGAGUCCUGUGAUGUUCUUCCCAAAGCGCUACACAAGCCACAGCAGCAUCCACUACCACCCCGAAGACAAGCAGCUGUAUGCCUGGGACGAUGGCUACCAGACAAUAUACACUGUGGAGACACGCAGAAAUGACCAAGUCACUACCGAAUGAAGAUGAUCUACUGCAUUCAUCCUUUAAAAAGUUGUGGUAUCGCUUCAAAAUGAAUUCCAAAUUAUGCAAUCAACAUUAAAAGCAUUAAUUAAGGAAAUUUUCAAUUAUUGAUGAGUAGUUUAUAAUCUACUGUUGUUCAGUAUAGUGAUCCUUUGCUGGCAAUGGAUGCUGCCUUCAUCGCUGUUAAUCAUUAUAGACAUAACGAUCAUGUCCAAACAAAGGCAUUUUAUGCAUUAUGUAGGCUUUAUUUGUUGUAUCACCACAAUAAAGUGUCAUUUAAACA
Messenger RNA from Micropterus dolomieu (smallmouth bass), 1857 nucleotides. RefSeq names its product olfactomedin-like 1 (gene olfml1). The coding region runs from base 348 to 1574 and encodes 408 amino acids. NCBI's taxonomy places the organism in Eukaryota, Metazoa, Chordata, Actinopteri, Centrarchiformes, Centrarchidae. The transcript has 8 exons. The record is from RefSeq and is a predicted model, not a curated record. Gene Ontology annotation, biological process: signal transduction.